UUUUGUUGGUUAUGUUUACAAAUUGCAACCAAUUUCUCAAUGCUUGAUUGUUGUGGCAAUAAGUCGAUAAUUUUAGUAUAAUUGUUAAUUAAAAUAAAAACAAACACGAAAUGGGAAAAGUCAUGUCUAUGGUGGCUCGCAAGGCCAAUCGAUUUAAUGUGGAGAAUCGGGCACAUCGCGUACUGGAACGCGAGAAGCCCACACCGGCACCAAAAUACGAGUCGAAUCUGCGUGACAUGGAAAGAACUUUAGAGUUGGAUCCCGACUUCGUGAGCAAACUAAACACAAAGGACGCCAGCUUAGAUACACGACUAAAAGAUGUUUAUGUAACAUCAAAGGAUCAAUUUAUUCAACGAGUAGUGCAACGCCAAGGAGCUGACAGACCGCUACCAUUGGACAGAACCACGCCGACUGACUUUGAGUAUGGCUACAUGGAACCAACGAAAGUAUCAAGUGGACGUUGCACUUUACGACAGGCGAUGCAGUUUAUCAACGACCAUCAGCAAGACUCCGAAGAGUGGACGGCCAGUAAAAUAGCAGAUCAAUACAAGCUAAAGGAGCCGCAUGUUGCAAAUAUUCUGUACUACUUCAAGACGUUUAACAUCCAUAUACCUGACCAAAAGUAUAAGGACAAAUUGUUGACGCAAUCUACUCAAAAACAGAUUCAAGAAAAGCCAAGUACAGAAUAAAAUAGCAAAAUUUAUGUAGCGAUUGAAUCGACAGUCUCCAUAGUUAAAAUGCUUGU
Messenger RNA from Drosophila arizonae, 745 nucleotides. Its product is annotated as NADH dehydrogenase [ubiquinone] 1 alpha subcomplex assembly factor 4. Lineage: Eukaryota; Metazoa; Arthropoda; Insecta; Diptera; Drosophilidae. Gene Ontology annotation, cellular component: mitochondrion. Gene Ontology annotation, biological process: mitochondrial respiratory chain complex I assembly. The record is from RefSeq and is a predicted model, not a curated record.